UGUUUACUUUUUCCCUUUCUCCACCACAGAUCCAGCAUGGAUGGUGCCGCUGGCCGUCGAGCAUCCUGUUAGCAGGGUCCCAGUGCUGGCAGGGCAUGGCACACCAUGGCAGCCAUAAGCGGGCCAACCACGUCAGCAGCAGCAGUCGCCGACGGGAAUGUGCCCUGCUGCAGCGGCUCAUCACGCUGCCCAGAGCCGACCCCCGUGGUGACACCGGUCGUGCCGGCCCCAAUUAGAGCUGGUGGGGGCCAUGGGGACCAGAGGCUUGUCACGGCAGCUAGGGACGGCGACUUCAAAAAGAUCCGCCGGCUGCUGCAGAAGCACAGGGUCAACGUCAAUGCCCGUGACCCAUCUACAGGGAACACGGCUCUCAUGGUGGCAUCUUUGGUCCAAGACCCCGAUGCCAUGAGUGAGCUGCUGCAGCACGGGGCCGACCCGACGCUGCACAGCUACACGGGCCAGAACUGCCUCGACUCACUGCCGGCCUCCCUGGUGCACCUGGUGCUAGGCUUUCCCGACUACCUGCUCAAGGAGAGCCCCCACCGAAGCAACGAGGAGCGACGGCUCCUGCUCGCAGCGUGGAGUGGCCAGCGGGACGAUGUCCAACAACUGCUGACCCAGACAGGAAACGGGGGUCUGGACAUCAACUGCACUAACGCGGAAGGUUCCACACCGCUGGUGCUCGUCUGCCGGGACCUGGCCACCUUCCAGGAACUCGCCGCUGGAAAUGUGCUACGCUCAUACGACCCUCUGGGCGUGAUACGAGUUCUGCUUGACCAUGGAAUACUCAUUCACCGCGAUGUCAACCACCAGGACCGGCAGGGAAGGACAGCCCUGCACUAUGCCUCCCACACGUGCUGCGAGCACACAGCACCGGUCAUUUCCCUCCUUCUUCAGAAUGAGGCCAAAGUUGAUAUCAAGGACAAGCACGGCUUCUCGCCCCUUCAUUUUGCAAGCCAAGCUGGUUCGGUGGACGCCAUACAGCUUCUGCUAGAUGCCGGGGCUGAUCCUAGCGCUACAGGCCUUGGAGGCAUUGCACCUCUCCAUCUUGCUGCGUCAGCUGGCAAGAUAGCUGCAGUGCGGCUGCUCCUGGAGCGCGGCGCCGACGUGCUGAGCUUUGCCCAGGACGGCAAGUCGCCCCUCUGCUGUGCGGGAAGCACCGAUGUGUACAGUGUGCUGAGGAGAGCUGUGGAGAGCGCCCUCUGCGAGAGGGCAGACAAGCUUCGGCUCACACCUCUGGAGCACGAAAAAAGAAAGCUGGGUCAACUCAUAUUGCACUCAAGAAAUGUUUCUGCUCCUGGAGAACAGAGCUCCCCUGGCAGCUCCACUGCCAAGGAGGAGGGCUCUAGUAGCAGCGACAAAGAGCCAAGCGAGCCAGAGGCCGAAGCAGUGCUGAAAACGAAAACGAGCUCACACUCCGUUCUCCGCGGAGGGGACCCGUCAAUGUCGGCAUUUCGUCGCUACCAGCCGCAAAACCUGCCUUCCCACCACAUUCCGGGCUGGCGGCAGAAGUCGUCCCACGGAGGCUCCCACUUCAUUCCCGUGCGACCGCGUGACCACUCGUCCGAUGACGAGCUGCGGCACGGAUGGUGCGCCGAAGGCACGCUCGACAACAACAGCUACCACCGUCAAAAGACCAUGCCUUCCAACACACCCUUGGAGCUGCCCUUAGAUCCACACUCCACGGCUUCCGUCAUUGUCGAGGCCAAGAACGGCAUUAACUCUGCAUCUGAGAGUGAGAAGAAAGUCGAGGAAAACAUCCUGGAGGCACGCACGGAGAGCCCCCUUGCAGAGUCUGCUCGUACGGCAGCCUGGGUCUUCGGUGGCAGCAGUGAAAAUGUGGUGCCAAAGGAGAUGUAUGCAAAGGUGCGGCCCAAGCAUCGAGUAAGUGGAGGAGGCGGUGGCGGUGGUGGCGGUGACAGUUGCGACUCCGAAUCCGGUGACGAUGAACACAAGCAGUCUGCGUCGCGGAAGCGACCUUCUGCAGCAGCGCAGAGGCGGAAAAAGACUCAGCACUACGCCAAGAACUACCACCUCAGCCGGCUCAAACUGCGGCCCGAAUUGACAGGCCGCAGCAUCCCAGACGUGGCGGCCACAGUGCCUCCCAAAACCAUUUCCGCGGGGCGGCAGCAGUCGGAUGUGUCGCUGGGGGCUGCGGAGGAUGCCAGCCAGCCAAAGGCACCCGGGACGUCGUCCGCCGUGCCAAUGGCGGCGGCACCUGCGCAGCCCAAGUUUUCGCUGAUCACGAAGAGUAAGGAAGGCGGCCACUUGCGACCCAAUGGAUCGCGCAUGCCAGUGCCAAGCACCAGGGGACUAAUGAGCAAGUUCCUGCCGCCGUGGGUGACGCGAGACGACGUGUCGUCGCACCUCUCGUCCGCGUCCUGGGUGUACCUGCCCUCCCUCUCCCCAGAGGAGGGUGGGGACGAGCCGCCACGGUUGUCGCUGCCGCGAAAGGAGGAAGCACCCGAUGUGACCAAGCCCAACGAACCUGUGGCGGCGGCACCAUCGACGUCAUCUACAGCGGCGGCGAAAUCAAUCCGUCCCGAGGGAACACACACGUUGACCUGUGGCAAGCGGGGGAGCAGCGGUGGGACAGAGGGUUCUGCAUUCCACACGGUCAGCGCCAAGGGGAAAGGUUCGGCGGCUUGUCAGCACGCGCCACCGGAGCAGCCGCGUGCGCCCGUGCCGCCGCUGCCCAAAAACCUCCACGACAUCCCUGCAUUUCCUUCGGGACCCCCGUUUCCCUGGAUCAAGGGAAAGCUCAUUGGCAAAGGAGCGUUCGGCCUGGUAUGGUGCGGCCUGCGCAAGUCCGGUGGGGAGCUGGUGGCCGUCAAGCAGUUUCAGCUGGGUGGGGCCGACGUGCUGUCGGCCGUGCAGUUAGAGGUCGACAUUCUGCAAUCGCUCAAACACCCCAACAUCGUCGGCUUCCUUGGCGUGCAGCAGGAAGAGGCACUCGUCAACUUGUUUCUCGAAUUUGUCUCUGGUGGUAGCCUCGCCGCCAACCUGGCCCAGUUUGGAGCCUUCCCCGAGACGGUGGUACGUCGAUACGGACGACAGCUCCUCCAGGCUUUAGCCUAUCUGCACCAGCGGAAUGUCAUCCAUCGAGACAUUAAGGGUAAUAACGUCAUGGUUUGUCCCGGAACGGGCACCAUUAAGCUCAUCGACUUUGGGUGCGCCACCUUUGAGCCUUCGUCCGCAGACUGUGAGGGACUGGUGGCCAGUGCCAGGGGCACGCCCUACUGGAUGGCACCGGAGGUGAUCUGCCAGGAAGAGUGCUCGCACAAGUCAGACGUCUGGAGCGUCGGUUGUACUGUGAUCGAGAUGUUCCAGACAAAGCCUCCUUGGUACGAGCUUUCUCCCUUAGCUGCAGCCUUUGCCAUCGGACAGGGUACGAGCGACCCCAAAUUUCCAGACCAGAUCAGUUCUGAUGCUCGAGACUUCAUUCUCACCUGCCUCAAGAGGUGCCCCGGUGAACGACCUACUGCGGAGGAGCUGCUGACACACCGCUUCCUUCAGACUGGAGCUAUCGAGGACCUCUAACGCAAGGGUGACACACAUCCCAAGGCUGUGCUUCCCGUCUUACGGAGUCUUCAUAACGUUUCUGCAACUUUAGCCACAGGGCAGGAUGCGUCCGUGUUCUUUUUCUUUCGAAAACGUCAUCCAUGCUCACUGUCCACAAACAUCAGGACAUCGCCAAAUAACGCGUCGAGUUCCAUUUGGCUGGUCACCCGCCUAAAAAAAAAACUGAGAGAAAGGGCGGCUGUUAGACCUUAACGUAACUUGUACCUGUUGCCAACGGCACGCUAUCAACGUAGAGCUCACAUGCGGUUUGAGUGCCGUGUUUUCUCCCCAUAUUCUCGAUGCACCGGUGAACCGGAUAACACUUUUUUGCUCAGGUAAACAGCAGCCUCUGCUUUCUUAGUGGCCAAAACAAACCUGGUAUGCCCUUAUUGCAUCAAGUCAAGGUGAUGCUCCGAAAAGAAGUUGCAAUUUACCUUUGUUGUUUUAGUGUUUUACAAAUUUAGUGAUGUUCCUUUUUUUUAUGUACACAGAGACAAGGAUAUAUAUAUUUAUUUCUAUUUAAGAGAUCUUUUCUUUCGAAGUCAGAACGAAUGUACAUAUGUGUGAAAGGUUGGCUGCUCCUUUCUUCAUGUUGUCUAUUUAACUGCUGUGGACGCGUAGGCCAUAAACAAAGGAAGUACGAGGUUUUAUCGAAGUAACCAAGGCUUGUCACUAACCGUCGGCAGCAAUUACCAGAAGGAAAUAUUUGGGUUUACAGAAGGAAAUGUCGCGUUACUAGAUUGGCAGGACGGUUUCGGUUUCUCAGUUCGUGUAAGCUAAAUUGGUUGCUCACAGCAUAUAUGGACACAAAAUGCAUUAACAGAAGGACAGCGGGUAGCCAGUUAGGCAGCCACUUUUGUUGCCUAUGUGAAAGCUUUAGCGGUGUCAAUUUGUGAACGUGCUGACGCCUAUUCAUCAGUUGUCAUGUGCAAUCUUGUCUUUGAACAAUCCUGCUCUCCGGUGAAAAGUUGUUACUCAUGUGUCAACACGUUUGAUUCAACACAGUAUGCGCAAUGAUUAGCUGCCAUAAAAACCUGUUUGCAACACAG
Messenger RNA from Rhipicephalus microplus (southern cattle tick), 4610 nucleotides. RefSeq lists its product as uncharacterized. Gene Ontology annotation, biological process: protein phosphorylation. Gene Ontology annotation, molecular function: protein binding; protein kinase activity; ATP binding. Lineage: Eukaryota; Metazoa; Arthropoda; Arachnida; Ixodida; Ixodidae. The record is from RefSeq and is a predicted model, not a curated record.